AGGGAACUAAAAACCCAUUCAUCAAAAACGAAAAGUACUAGUGUCUGCCACUCCGCCGUUUGCAGGUGGACCCCGCCUGGUAAACAACGUGGGUGUGCCUACUGCUUUUCUCGACAUUCUGAUCCUCUAUACCUCCUGUAACUGCCUUCUAUACUUUCUGUCCAACCAAUCAUAAAUGAGAAUGAAGCUGCUACCAUACUUCUUUCUCCACCGAGGCUUAUUGCCGCUCCUCGUCGUCAACCUUGCGUACGCUAGCGGCCAUGCGACCUCCGUGUACGGAGCGCAAGGUGUACUCACGACAGAACAUCAGAAGCAUCAUGUCAUCGCCGGUACAGCGGAAAAAAGAAGCAUGCUUUCGAUCUCGUCAAAGAACAUGAUCGAAUUUACUGCAAAAAGAACUACGAAAAGAGAAAAGAAGACCCACAAAAGGCAUAGGGGACCCGGCAGUUCGCGCUAUAAGGUAACGCAGGAGGAGGCUCUUCGUGCAGUGCCGCAUCACGUUCGAGGACUAGUCACGCAAGCUUUGGUAGAGUCCUCGCAGGCAAAGGCCACGUCCGCAGCCGAGCAAAUCAAUGCGCUUUACGAUAAGCAUCAACGGGCGCUCGAUCUGCGGGAUGUGCAGUGCAGAGAUGAGAAGGCUAUCGCUGAUGUCAAACUCUUCGAGCAGAAGGAGACAGCGGAGGCAGCGGAACAAGCGCUUUCGGCAGCAAUCGUGCAAAAGGACGCUGAUUACCAGCAAAUGGAAGACCUACAAGUUGCAUUGAGCUAUGGUCAACAAAAUGUAGAGAUUUGUUGAGUAAGCGCAGAUAAAAUCUUCUCAACAUGAUACCUCGAUACACGUUUUCACAACUUUUCGGAUCUAAGAUGGAAAGGACGACUGGCAUUCUCAUUCUAUCUUAAAACUUGCAAUUUUCGAAUAAGCGUUUCGCUACUUUCAGUGUCAGUUGUCUAUUCAAACGUUGUGCCUCGUCUAAUGAUAGCUUCAGGGUGCUCGACAGGCAACUAGGGAGAAGCUGUGCACUUCAAACCGAGGACGAGCUGAGGCCGAGAUUGGUGUUUUGGGUAAGGACGAAACGCUGGCAGCCGAACUUGUUGAGAAAGUAAUUCAGAAAGGAAUGUGCGAGAAAGGAGGUACUAACUGCUAACAGAAUGAAUGUUGAAUCCGAAUCCGUAAUGAACGUACUCCGAGUAUUGACUGUCGACACAUCAAAUAUCAUGUUGAAGACCAAUGACAUUUGGUACGAGUAGGGCUAUGCCGUGUAGUAAAUCAGGAAUUAUGAGAAAGACCAUCUUCAGGAGCUUUAGUAGAAGCAUCCAAUUUUCCACCAGCUCAGGCUUACCUUGAUCUUUGCAAUCUUACGAAAAUUUCUACUCCCUCAAUUUCAGCGACAACGAAGUCUCCUGAGUUGAAGGAGUGCACGCUUCCAGACGGUACGUUGUUCUUCACGUUUGCUGACAGCGCACUGCGAGAUUUAGUCACCUCGAUGAGUGGCGUCACUGAAAAGUUGGUGUCGUUGAAUCUGUUGCGCUCAAUGUAUGGCCAGAAGAGUAUCGAAGCGGGCUCGGCGCUCCUGCAGGAAGAUACCUACGAAACGGUUUCUGCUGCAAACGAUGACAAGCAUUUACUCCUGCGCGACAAACACAAGAUGCGCCUCCUGACGAGGAACGUGGCUUCAUCACUGAAGAGCAAUCGCAGGCGAGGCAGCGGACGUCGACGUGGGAACAAGCAUGAUCCUAGUAGAAGACGGAAGAAGGAACAUCAUGUGAGGUCAAAACUUCAUCAAGAUUUCGAUGCCAUGGCACAACCACAACGACAAACCUCGUUUCUCCAACUGUUGGAAGGUGCCUCGAACAGCAGUAAUGCAACUUCAAAUGUUACUUCCGUGGCGAAAAAUGCAACCUUGUCGGACUUGAAUGCGGAAGAGCAAUGCAGUACGCCAAAAGCGCCUUUGAGUUGCGAGACCUUCGUAGAUUUGAUGGGCACUUUCAAGCAUUCAGUGACGGACGCCAAGCUAGAACUGCAAGAACGAGCAGCGAUUGCAGAUCGAGAAUGCAGUGUAUGGCUGGUCAAGUGGAUAAGAAAUUGAUUGAUUCAUGCAAUGGAAGUAGGAAUUUACUGGCAUAUGAUUGCUACACUCGAUGUUCGUGCACUUGAGUAUUCAUUCGUUCAUCUUUGCCCCCCUCGCUCGUUCAGAUCUAGCAGAGUUAUGGUAUGCAAAGAACUUGAAGAGCCAGGUGCUUCUGGUAACUUCAUAGACCACUCUUUCUUAUAUCCGGACGACCGCGACCGGGGGACGGCGCUGUCAGAUCAGCAACGUGGAGUGCUUGCGGACCUGCAGUCGAGAAUGACCGCCCAACUAGAGCGUGAAGCUGCAUUGCGGGAACGUGCGACUCAGGAGCGGAAGAAAUACGCGGCUUACCUGGCUGACGCUGAGGCCAGUCGCACUGAUUGUUAUGGUUUGUUCUACGUAGUGUAAAAAGUGUUGUGAUACUAGUACUACUGGUCCGAGUGAACUACGACGCCGUUUGAAUCUAGAUAUGCUCCUCUAACAAAUAUAAAUGAUCUUCUAUGUACAAGAAUCUUGUUCCGAAUUCGAGAUUCUCCUUUCUAAAAUUGCACAAAUCAGUUAGAGCUAGAACGGAAAUCCAUGGACGCGCUACGCAGUAUCCGCGUGACGCUGCCGAACGUGACUGCUGUGCCAUUCAUGGGCGACUGCGAGUUGACCGAUUGGGUAGAGGGCCCGUGUUCAGUUCAGUGUGGAGCGACCGUUAGGGUGUGACGUCGUAAAAGAAAACAGAUUCGACGAGUUCAUCGCCGAAAAACUUUUGUCGAGAAAUGCGAUUCUUUCAUUCAUCGUCCUCCUCAUCUUCUAACCCCUGCGGUGUUCAGAACUGGACUCGAGAGGUUGUGACGAUUGCGAAAAGCCGUGAUUGGUUUGCUUCUGAAAAUUUCGUCGGUACUGGGAGCGCUGGAAGCAAGGCGUCUACAACUUCCAGUGAGAGUACUGGCAUUAUGAGUUGAGUUCUGGUCUUCACCGUGCUUGUUAUCUACAGAGACACCUAAGUAAUCUUAAUUCUGUUGUUUAAGCUCCUUCUACUUACGACAUAGUUGUGGUUGUUAUUACUUUCUUUCCACCACCACAGCCACGACGCCUCUUUCAAGUACUACCAGUCUAAACCUGUUUCGUACUUUCACCUCUAAUGCAAGUGGUCACGCCACUUCAUCGACAAAGACCAGCGCUUACUCCUUUUGCCCACCCUUGCAUCUUCAGCGUGCUUGCGGGCGCCAAGCGUGUCCUAAAGACUGUAAAAUGAGUAAGUGGACCAAGUGGUCCGAUUGCACUCAGCAGUGUGGCUCUGGCGUGCGUAGUCGUACACGGAAUGUGCUGGAGCUAUGACAAAUAUGAUGAGUAUCUCGAUUAACUUAUUUAUAAUCAAGCUGCUUGUCUCAGUCUCUUCUUUUUCAACCCCCCCAACUGAAUUUUUUGAAGAAAUGGAUUUCCAUCUACUCUGUUCACUUUUCCAUCCCUCCCGGUCCCGCAUGAAAGAGAAAAAUUUGAGAUGUAAUUGAUUUUAUGUGCAUGUGCUAGUGCAACUGACUCAGCCUGUUCGUCUUCUAACCGCCGAUGCUGAGAACGGAGGUCGCCCGUGCGGAGCCGUAGUGGAGGAAGAGAUGUGCAACACUCACGCGUGCGAUCUCGAUUGUCAGUUAUCUGAAUGGUCAGCCUGGAGUGGGUGCAGCAAGGUUUGCCGGGGAGGGCACCAAUCUCGAGAGCGCGCGACCGUGCUCGUGAAGGAGGUGGGACAGGGCACCUGCCCUAAGAGAAAUUCAGCCAUGCGAUUGGAGUCACGGGAGUGUAAUACCUAUGAGCGUCGAGUCGUAGGACCUCCGCAUCCACAUUUUUAACAUCAACACGCUUUGAUUGAUCAUUAGAACAAGUCCGGUCCUGGUCCAGCUUCAGGCCUCUAAUUUCCGCAACCGGAGUGUGUGAAGGACAGCCCUGUACCAAAGUGUGGAGAAAGCCUGGAUGUUCUCUUCCUGUUGGAUGCGAGCGGUUCGAUGGGUGCACCAGGCUUCGCCGACGCGCAGACUUUCGUCAUAACCCUCACUAGCAGACUGAAGAUGCUACAAGAAGGAACAGCUGGAUCGCGAGUGGGAGUCAUAUCUUUUGGCUCCUCAGCUAAGCGAGAAACAACGUCAACGUCUGCGAUGUCAGAUACCUCAAUUAAGGCUUCCCCUGUAAGUGUAAGUAAUCCAUCUUCAAAAGGAUCCUAGAGACGUUUCCAAGGGCGAAGCGCUCUCAGGAGGGACCUCGAGUUGGAUCGAUUAGGGUGAACUCUAACUCAACAGGGAACGCAGGCGGUGUCUUCGUCAACACUGUUGAAUCACUGACAAGCGCUGUUCAAGCAGCAGUGUGGCAGCGAGGGGGCACAAAUCUGGCAGAAGCCGUGGCUUUCGCAAAGUUACGACGAAAGUUCGAGUAGAGAGAGAAGUCAGAAGCACUUAAUAUCAGAAGACGAGUGAAUAUUUUUUUUGAAUCUUGUUUCUUCUAAGAACCGCAGACUUGGGUGGUUCUGACGGCGGCUGUUCGUCCGAAUUUUGCCGAUCGCGACGUUCUCAGGUCCUGCCCAAUGUUGUGAUCGUCACCGAUGGGAUGCCCGAGAGCAAGUAUCUUCUCAGUAGCGAGAUCGCAAAAUUGCAGCGGUUUGCGCGAAUCUCUUGGGUAACCAUCGGAACUGCAGUCAACGGCAAGAUUAUCCGGCAAAAGUGGACCACGUUCCCGGCUUCGGAAAACUACAUCAACGUGCCCGACACGGAAAGUCUUAAAAAGCCGGAAAUCGUCACAGAUGUCCUGGCGAAUUUGUGCAGCGCUAUGGAGUGAGUGGUCAAAGCGCUUGAUGUUCAAAAGGAUUUUGAUUUAUAAGUACUUGUUUUUUCCCUCUACUUGCAUCGUCUGUGAAUUCAACGCGGCAGCAAAAUUGAUUGUCGCUCGGACAACUCGAUCUAGUCGUGGGCACGAGAACGGGAUUGCGAUUCAUUGAAUUUGGAGAUUGCAUCUAAAAUAUCCGUACAAUGCAAUAACUUUUUUUCCCUGUUGUACACAGUAUUUGCUCAACAUUGAUUCGUCCUAUGACUUCUCUCGUUAGCGCGUCGUGUGCGUCGUUUCGAGCCUACUUGUGAGCUGCACGCAAGGCUUUCGUGCUCACCUUUUUCUGACCUGCAUGAGACGCGACCCGCCUCCCUGAUGCAUGCCGAAGCCGGUGAAUUUCCUAGAAAGAAGCAGUUUUCGUCGUAUACGUAUUCGAUAGAGGAUGAAGAUGAUUUUUGAAGCUUGCAACCCAAGGACGACC
Amoebophrya sp. A25 is the source of this 5352-nucleotide messenger RNA. The record is from the annotation of a GenBank genome assembly. Lineage: Eukaryota; Dinophyceae; Syndiniales; Amoebophryaceae.